CAUUGUCAGUAUUAUCAUCAUAUUCAAGAUUGGUCACACUCGAUGUGCAAAAUGUUGGAAUAUUUUUAGUGCUGUUUUAUGAAAUGUAUAUAAAAUUAAAACACGAAGUUAAUUCGAAUAGAUUACAACGAUUAAAAAGCUAAUCUAAUACAACACAAACCAAAGAUGGGUCGCAGUAGACUUCGAAAGAAACAAUUGUCCUCAGGAUCAGAGAGUGACGUUUCGCCUACGCCUCCGAAAAGAAAGAAAUCCAGGCGUAGCGCAGAAACUAGCGAAGAGGAUGGAAUGAUUGUGGAAGCAUCUACUUCGCGCGCGGUUCACAGGCGCGCAACAGCGAAUGCAAGCUCUUCCUUCGAGAAUCCCUCGCACGGACUGACAGCUCGAAACGUAUUCCAGCGUUGCGGAAAAAUUAUUUCCAUACGUUUACGAAAUUUUAUGUGCCACUCGAAUUUAUACAUAAACUUUGGGCCACAUAUCAAUUUUCUUGUUGGCAGCAAUGGUAGCGGCAAAAGUGCCGUGAUCACUGCCCUUGCAUUAGGGCUUGCCGGCAGUGCACGCAACACAAGUCGCGCCAGCAGCAUACAGAAGCUCAUUAAGAACGGGGAGACAAAUUCAUCCAUUGAGCUAACCCUAUGCAAUACGGGACUGCGGCCAUUCAAGUACGACGUUUAUGGUCCACACAUUACGGUUGUACGCCAAAUACGCCAAUCAUCCUCGACGUAUGAGAUGAGAGACGCUCAGAACAGAUGCGUUUCCAAGAAACUGGACGAAAUACGACGCCUGCUGCUUUAUUUUGGCAUAAGUGUUGAGAAUCCGAUCUUUGUGCUCAAUCAGGAAGCUUCGCGCGAAUUUCUCAAAGACCUAGAACCUGCAUCGAACUAUAAAUUGCUUAUGAAGGCGACACAGCUGGAUUUAUGCGCGGCCAGCUUGACUCAAUGCCACGAGCAGCGCGAGCAUAUUAAUUAUGAUCUGGAGCUGCUUAAAAAGAAAAAGGAAAAGUUGAAAAAGCUGUGCCAAGAGGAAGAGGAAAAGUUGGCAUUAAUUAAAAAUAAAGAGGCAAUUAAGAUUCAAUUAAAAGAGGCUACAACCAUGCUGGCUUGGCAGAAAGUAACCAAGAUUCAGGAAGAUCUGACUAAAAUGGAGCAUACACUGAAAAUAAUUGAGAAGAAAAACGCAGAUCUGUCGCAGAAAACAACCCAGAAGAAUAGCACACAGUUGGCACUCGCUCAGCAGCUCGAGCAAAUUGAGGAAACCAAACAUCGAAUUAUGGAAAGUCACCAAUCGCAGGAAACAAGGCUAAGAGCCGUCAAGCGAACUAUUCAAGAUUGUCUUUAUAAAGCCAGUUCAAUUAAAGCAGGAAUUAAAAAUGUAGAGAAACGUCUUAGGGAGGAACAGACUACCUACGAUGGCUGUCAGAGGCAUAUGAAUAACUAUCACGAAGACUAUUCGGAAGUGAAAAGGCUUCGGGAACAGAACGCUGCUACGCUGGCAACUCUCAAAGUAAAGGUGGCUGAGAGUAAUGAGCUGAUUUCCAGGCUCAGGGACGAACAGAACAGUACAAAGAACCGAAUGCCUGCCACGAUAGAGCAGGUAGAGUCCGUGAAAAAUGAGCUGAGCAAACUGCGAAAAACUGAGCAAAGCCUGCAAUGGGAAAUGGAAUCGCUGUUGCGCAACAAGUCAAACAAAAUGUCCGUUUAUGGUGAGCACGCAAUGCAAGUGGCCAAUGCAUUGCGUGUUCAGUACAGUGGCGGCAAUGCGCACAAAAUGCCGCGUGGACCUAUUGGCAUGUACAUAACUGUACCGAAUCCCAAGUAUCGAGAUCUGAUAGAGAAUCAACUGGCUCACUGUCUGCGCUCGUAUAUUGUUAGCACCGACAAGGAGCGAGUAUCUCUGAGAGCUCUGCUGCAAGAAUCUUAUGCAGGUGGGAAUAUACCUACAAUCAUCACGAGUGCGUUUUCUAACCGGGUUUACAACGUAUCCAAGUACAAAGUGCAAAACAGAUCUUCAAAUACGACCGUGCUGAUGGAUGAGAUUAGAUGCGAUGAUCCUGUCGUAAUGAACUAUCUUAUUGAUACAAUGCGCAUUGAGACGGUCUUGGUCACCGAUUCCAAGGAGAUAGCCGAAUCGCUUACGUCGAACUCGGAAAAUGUGCCACCCAAUUUAACUCGCAUAUUGGUGCCCAAUUUGGGACUGGAGUAUUCGCCAUCGCCCAACUAUGCCAUGUACUCCAUUAAAAUCACGCCUGCGCGCUUCAUUCAGGUCAAUGUGGAUGAUCGCAUUCGGCAGCUGAAGACAGAGCAGGAAAGCCUAAGAGAGCGUGCAGCAAUCCUUCAACCAGUAUAUGCUAAGGCUAAGCAAAAGCUGGACAGUGACGCAAAGGAGAUAAGCACUAAAAGUAAUAUGAUUAAUGCACAUCACACAGAAAACUCAAAAGCGUUGCAAAGAAUUAUGGAUAUUGAGAAUUUCGAAUAUCGGGAAUUACCCGCUCUUGAUGUGCUGGAAACUCACUUGACGACCAGCGGUGAGAAGAUCGAGAAAUGUAAAGAGGAGCGUAAAGUCUUGGAAAGUCAACUGCGCGAUAUCGACGAACGUAAAACUCAAGCUGCCGAAGAAGCUAAAAGCGAACAAAUUAUUCUCGACGGAAUUAAUAAAAAAGUAAGCGAAAUUGACACGGCGUCUCAGGAAUUACAACGUAAAGCUCGUGAUUUGGAUCGACAUUAUGAGGAAAACCAACGACGUUUUAAACAAACUAACGAGCUACUUAAAUCAAUGCUAAAAGACAAAAAAGAUUUGGAGGAUGAUUUAGAAAAGGAGCGCCGCGAGGCACAGAAAGUCGGUGACUUUAUUGAUACAAACAAAUCUGAAGAGAGAAUUCGUGAUAAAAUAAAUCGAUAUAAAGCAAAGAUCAAACAUUACGAAUCGAUGAAUUUAAACAGCGAGGAAGUAGAACACAAGUUAUCCACCUUGCUUGAUAAUCUUAAAAUCGAAACUGAAAACUUGGAGAAUAUCUUAUGUGUUGUCGAGAAAUUACGCAUCGAAUACCAUACUCGGGCACAACGAUUUCAGCGAUCGCGAUAUCAUUUCUUUACCAUGGUGCAGUUUCAGUUCAAGCAAGCACUUGUAUGUCGCCAAUUUGAAGGCAGUCUGGAGCCGAAUCAUAAAGAUAAAACGUUGCAGAUCAGUGUCUUCCCGCCAAGCGGGAACAAGACUUCGAAUACGAGGAGUUUGUCCGGCGGCGAAAGGUCCUUUACCACAGUGUCCCUACUGAAGGGCCUUUGGAGCACUUCCGAUCAUCCAUUUUAUUUCUUGGACGAAUACGAUGUAUUUACUGACGAAGUUAACAGAACUUUUAUUACUAAACUGCUGAUUCAGGAGGGCACAGAUUUUCCAAACCGACAGUAUUGUUUUCUUACCCCACAAGAUACUAAAGUCGAUGCGAAUCACUUAAUAACAGUACAUAAAUUGGAAGCACCAGAGCAUUAAUUUCAAGCUAAUUUUUAUAAAAUUUGUUGCUGGACGACUGCUCUAAAAAAACAUUACCAUAUAUUUAAUUUAGGCUCUUAUAUGUUAUAUGUUAUUAAAUAAACGUAAAUUUUCUUUAAAA
Molecule: messenger RNA, 3604 nt
Organism: Drosophila montana
Lineage: Eukaryota; Metazoa; Arthropoda; Insecta; Diptera; Drosophilidae
Gene: SMC6
Product: Structural maintenance of chromosomes 6
Exons: 14
Coding region: 166-3483 (1105 amino acids)
Biological process (GO): double-strand break repair via homologous recombination
Cellular component (GO): Smc5-Smc6 complex; nucleus; site of double-strand break
Molecular function (GO): damaged DNA binding; ATP hydrolysis activity; single-stranded DNA binding
Source: RefSeq, a predicted model, not a curated record